AUGUCCUUGGUAGUUGUAGCUGGUGUCUUGCUUCUCAGUGGAUCCUGUGUCUUUGCACUGCCUAUUGCAGACUCCAUGUACAAACCAGAAAAGGUAAAAUACAGGUCAGUGAUUUCAAACGCUGACCUUACAAGGUCGUUGCAGAAUGUAGAUUAUGAGUCUAAUGAGGAAAAUCAGGCUUUAAAUCUGGAUGAAUUGCAAAACUUGGACAAUAACUUUCUCCUGUGGAACCCACCAGCUGUGAUGCCCAGGACCAGCCUCUAUGAUGCCGUUAGAGAUCUAGAAGCUGCUGAACAACUUAAAAAUGAUCUGAGGGAAAUCAGUGACAAUGACUCAGGAGAUCUGAAAGAGAUAUUGUACGGAAGGAAGGCACAGCCAAAACCAGGCCGCCUUUUCAUUGGAAAAGGCAGGAGACAGUACAAGAAACGUAACAACUUCUCAGAUUGCUUCUGGAAAUACUGCGUUUGAUAUCAGCUGCCCGCUGCCCAGACUUUGAAAAACUUUAACUCUUCCUCUCGUGGUUAUUUUUAAAUAGAU
Molecule: messenger RNA, 537 nt
Organism: Stegostoma tigrinum
Lineage: Eukaryota; Metazoa; Chordata; Chondrichthyes; Orectolobiformes; Stegostomatidae
Gene: uts2a
Product: urotensin 2, alpha
Exons: 6
Coding region: 1-468 (155 amino acids)
Biological process (GO): regulation of blood pressure; blood vessel diameter maintenance
Cellular component (GO): extracellular region
Molecular function (GO): hormone activity
Source: RefSeq, a predicted model, not a curated record